AUGGCACCGAAGGCAUCAAUGGCGACGUUGUUCCAUCCCAAGAAGAAAACUACGAAGCCAGCCGGACAGACAACACCAGUCAAGCCGGCCCCCACAGGUCCAAGGAAAUCCUCUGCUACUCCUCGUCCAAAACCUGUAGCAGAAGCCGAGGAUGACUCGCUCAAACUUCCCGACGGCCCAUACCAGGAGUUCCGACUCAUGUCGUCUGCGCUGAACGGUUGGAAAUACGAUGUCAUGAAGUUCGAUUCGAGGAAAGCCAUUGAUAUAUCCACUUGGCAACCACCGAUAAAGCUGAAUAGGAAGGAAAUGAGGCGGGAGGACGACACAGCAACGUCAACAGGUCCGGAGGCGGUGGGGCCCAUGAUGGGGCCAGAUGGGAAGCCGGUUAUUGGCGUUGAUGGACGAGUGGUAAUGGUGGAUGCGGAAGGACGACCGAUACACCCAGAGUCGGGAUCUUCGUCGAAGGGUGGGGAUGCGAAGGGGAAAGGGCCAGCGAACGCGAAGAAGAGGUUUCAGAAGAAGACGAAACAGGUGUUCCUGGUACCCGACGAGGUGCGGCAGCUGCGGAAAGAGGAGCGGUAUCCAUGGGUCAUCGAGGACUCCUCGGGCAAGGAGGUUUGGGUAGGGAAACUAGAGGAAGUGGCGCAGGCAGAAACUAGGGCGUUCUUCAUGCCCGCGGCGAAUGACGUGUUCAAAUUUGUGCCAGCUCAUCGGUGGUAUAAAUUCCAAAAGAAACCGCAAUAUGUUAUCUGGUCAGCAGAGGAAGCUGAGGCUAUUGCAAGUAUUCAUAGGAAUCAUAUCAUUGCGAACAUGGAUCCGCAGGUCUGGUUGUCUAAGCGUAAAGGGCAGGACGUAUCUGCGGCUACCACCGCUGCGUUCAAGGCCGGAGCUGAGGGGAGAUCGGUUGCUGGAGGCCCUAACUCGCUGGUGCAUACUGCUGGUCAAAGCUUGGGUCCGGGUGGGAGGAGAUUAAAGACAGUUGAUAGUGGGAUGGACCAUCUCUUUGGUGACGACGAUGAUGACGAAGGUGGUAUGAAACGGCGGAGAGAGAAGGAACUGGGUGAGGAAGGGGACUUGGACGAGGUCAUCUUUGAAGAAGAGUUUGCCGACGAUGAGGAACCGAUGGAAGUUGACGAUAAUGACGAAGAGGCUAAAGAACAAGCAGAACGGAUGAAGAGGGAGCAGAAAGCAGCAAACAAGACACAAGAGGGUUAUAUUGAUGCAGACGAGGAAGAGGAAGGAGGCACAUUAACGAAGGACGGCAAACGGUAUAAGAAGAUGCUCCGUAACCGGGACGGCAACGACGCGUACGACUCUGAAGAAGAAGAAAACCCAUACGCUAGUUCGGUCGAGGAGGAGGAGGAAGACGAGGAUAUGGUCCCCGUUCCCUUGGCCGAUCCAGCUUUGCAGCCCAAGGCCGAAGAACCUAGUACUGGUUCCCAGCCCCAGAAGACGGCCACUCCUCGACCACCAAAUGGCAGUGUAAAUGUAAAAUCAGAGUCACGAGCCACCUCCCCCGUCCCAAAUAUCGGGCACGGAGGCCACUCCAUAGUUGCCAAGCGGGCUACUAGUCCGAAAGCAUCUAAAUCUAAGACGGGUUCGGCAAGUCGUGGUGGAAGCCCACUGGCUAGCCGCCCCGGUAGUCCUCCUGCAGCCGUAGGCAGUCGUGCUGGCAGUCCAGUAGCGACAAACAAGCGGAAAGCGAUGGACGAUCCAUCGAGUCCAACAUCCCCGACAUCCCCAAAUCCGAAUGGUGCAAGCGGCCCGCCAAAGCUAAAGAAACGAAAACCCCUUCCUCCUGGUGGCGCUCCUGUUGGAGAGCUAGACGACAAGAUGGUUAUUGAGUGGCUAAGGAACACACCAAACGCUACGACGAGGGAUUGCAUCCAGCACUUUACGCCGUAUCUAACCGAAGAGGCGAAGAAGGCGAAGUUCACUGCGCUGGUGAAGGAGGUCGCUCAGCUGAAGGGUGGCGUGUUGGUAUUGAGGAAUGCUUAUCGUACAGGUUCGGCCGCGCCAUCGCCUGCGCCGACUGCCUGA
This is a messenger RNA of Pleurotus ostreatus (oyster mushroom), 2040 nucleotides long. RefSeq lists its product as uncharacterized. Lineage: Eukaryota; Fungi; Basidiomycota; Agaricomycetes; Agaricales; Pleurotaceae. Bases 1 to 2040 code for a protein of 679 amino acids. The transcript has 4 exons. Gene Ontology annotation, cellular component: transcription factor TFIIF complex; nucleus. The record is from RefSeq and is a predicted model, not a curated record. Gene Ontology annotation, molecular function: DNA binding; TFIIF-class transcription factor complex binding; RNA polymerase II general transcription initiation factor activity. Gene Ontology annotation, biological process: transcription initiation at RNA polymerase II promoter; positive regulation of transcription elongation by RNA polymerase II.